AUGGGUGGGCUGAAGAAUAUCCUGGAACCAGCAGCGAUUGUCGCCGCCUUCACCGCAGGAACACUCAUCAAUCGGCGUAAGAAUUCCAAGCUUCUAACAACACCAGAUGUCGAGUCGCCAUUGCUGGAGGCUCCUCCAGAGGAUCUGAAGCCAAGCGAUGAGGGCGCAGACGAGCGCACGAUCCGUAAUCGUCGAACCAUACAAUCACGGAUCCUCGCCAAGUUUCCCUUCUUAUUAGAGAUAUGGUAUUGGCUGCUCACAUAUUGGGUUUACCAAGGUCUGCGGGCGUUUUCGGCUAGAAUGAUUAGUGGCCAUAAAGCUAUUUUCGACACCGCUGAACGCCACGCCCUUUCCAUACUGUCUUUCGAGCACUUCCUCCACAUCGACGUCGAGCUAGCUGUACAAAGAUAUAUUCUUGGGCAGAAGCCAUGGCUCAUGGCCUUCUUGGCACGGGUUUACUACUCACACAUCGUUCUCGGUGUAAUCUUCGUCGUUUAUUGCUAUACCUUCAUGCAAUGCGACAAGUAUCAAGGAAUCCGACGCACACUGGCAUUUGAAAAUGUCAUUGCGUUCACGAUUCUUACUUUGUGGAGGUGUAUGCCCCCUCGUCUGCUGCCGGAAGAGUACGGCUUCGUCGACGUCCUGCACAGCAACACAGGCGGUUCAGCCUGGACGCAGAACAAGUUCCAACUUACGAUUGCAGCGAUGCCCUCGCUCCAUUUUGGAAACUCGCUGUUCAUCGCGCUCUGCUUGCUCAAGUUCAGCCCUCACUGGUACCUCCGGGCUAUUGCACCCCUAUGGCCAAUGCUAAUGGGUCUUACUAUCGUUGCGACAGCCAAUCACUUUAUCCUAGAUGCGGUUGUUGGCGCGUGUGUGACGCUCACGGCGUUUAGGUUCAACUACAUCAUGUUGUCUCUUCUUCCCGUGGAGAGGGCACUGUUCAGGCUGUUGCGCUUAGAGAAACCCUAG
Aspergillus sclerotioniger CBS 115572 is the source of this 969-nucleotide messenger RNA. Its product is annotated as phosphatase PAP2 family protein. The record is from RefSeq and is a predicted model, not a curated record. Gene Ontology annotation, biological process: inositol phosphoceramide metabolic process; sphingolipid biosynthetic process. Lineage: Eukaryota; Fungi; Ascomycota; Eurotiomycetes; Eurotiales; Aspergillaceae. Gene Ontology annotation, cellular component: inositol phosphoceramide synthase complex. The transcript has 3 exons. Gene Ontology annotation, molecular function: inositol phosphoceramide synthase activity. The coding region runs from base 1 to 969 and encodes 322 amino acids.